CCCUGCUUCUGCUUGGAGCAGCGUCUACCUGAGAAGAAGCUUUGGUGCACACAGCCUUCCCACCACUGCUCCAUUAUGUGGCAUCCAAUCUCCUGGACACCACGUGCACAGUGGUCACCAAACCACUUAAAGCUAGUCACUGUCUAUGUCCUGAUGCUCUUGGUGUCGCUCAGCUUUGCGUCGGGACAGAGCAGGCCAUUUAAACACCAGAUAGACAACAGAAGUCCUGAGAUCGACCCUUUUUGGUAUGUAGGCCGUGGUGUUCGCCCCAUCGGUCGCUUUGGGAAGAGGCAGCUGAGAAGCAGCCGUGGCAGCCUGAGGCCUGUGAGCAGACACCUGGAUUUCAUCUUGAAUGCUUUGUGGGAGCAAAAAUCAUUGGACACAGAGGACAGUGACUGGUGAUCUCUGUCCCCCAAGGUGGUGACUCAAUCUCUGUGCUUUGAAUUGUGCUCUCCCCUGCACCUCAGAGCUACAGUUCUGCUUUUGCCUAGCAAUCCCACACUGCUCUUCUUUCUGCUCCUUAUGCAAGUACCUUGAAAAAGAAACAUGUUCAGGGUGCAGGUAAAAGACAAUGCAUGGACACCAGCACUGAGUGCCACCACUGCUUUUAAAAAUGUUUCUUCAUUGUGCAUCCCUACAAUCUCCUGAUCCUGUUCACUGGGUUCACUGUUAGGUUUAUCUAAAACCCAUACAGCUUUGAGGCUGGGAUUUAAACUCUGCAGUGUUAAAUAUAUCAUGAAACCUUCCUGUCGUAUUUCAAAGUCAAUGGCUGUUGAUAUGUAAAAAUAAAAAGCAAUGGUUGGAAGAAAGAAAAAAGGCUCUUACCAAUUUUUAAUGUACCUGCAUUAAUGAUAUGAAAUGCUGGUUCUGUGUGUGUAGCUUUUAUAGAGAUUGUUAACAUCCACUCUUAAGAAUGUCUCCUGAAGUACCCACUGGCCUUCAUAAUUCUUCCUGUACUGAUGGAGAGAUAUAUUAAUGAACAAAGAGGAGCCCCUAUUGAAGAUGCGUAUUUUCUCCCUGCUGAAAAAAAAGAGGCUAAUUGAACUCCUUGAAGUAGUUUUGUGCCUACUGCAUGUAAUCACACACCAUAAUCCAAAAGGAGCAAGGGCCUGAAUGAGUUGAUUCCCUUUAAAACGUCACUAUUUCCAAGUACAUUGUCUGAGCAAGCUAAAGUCACUCUUAGAGGAUCACAAGCCACGUACUAUCUAUUAGUCCACAUCAAUAAGCCUGAAGAUGCAGCUCAAUAUCCCUAUUUACUCAUAUUAAUAUAACUUUGUUUUAUUACUUUUAUAAGAAGUGUUACUUACAAUGUGUUUCAUCUUGAUUAAUAAUUAUUAGCAGGAAUAAUACAGUUUACUCUAUGGCUUAUACCCAAAAAAAGAUAGUUUACAAUUUAGGUAAUAAGUGAUGGUAAAAUCCAAGCCAUGAAUCAUUCUGCAAAGGCUAAACUUAAAUAGACUUCCAGUUCUAGUUGUUUUUUGUGAGAAUUAUUACUAAAAUUAAAAAGUGGUUGAAUUAACCAUUGCAGACAUUUUAACUCUUCUCUUUUUUUUGCAAAUGGCCUGUGAGCAAGGGAUAGGUUUUUCUUAUAAUAAGGGAGUUACAGUAAUUUCAUGAUUAUAAGCCGCAUCAUUUUGACUAAAGUUUUGGUCCGUAUCCGGAAGUGCAGCUUGAAUUCCGGAGCGGCUUAUGUAUGAACGAUUUUCAGAAAUUUUCAGACCCGGAAGUGAGAGCCUGCAGCAGCCCUGAGCCAAGCUGGAGCCCACGCAGCCCCGGCAUCAGGGCAGCGCUGCUGAUCUGAGCCCAUGAUAUUUCUCUGUAUUUUUUUUGGUGUUUUCAGUCUUGUGCGGCUGAGUUGCUGCCCUGCUGUCCGCCCACCCAAGCGGCUGCCUGGCUCUCCACUUGCCCAAGUGGCUGCCUUGCUCUCCACUCGCCCAAGUGGCUGAGCGGGUCUCCGCUUGCCCAAGCAGCUGAGUGGCUGCCCUGCUCUCCGCCCACCCAAGCGGCUGAGCGGCUGCCCUGCUCUCCGCCUGCCCAAGCGACUGAGCGGCUGUGAGGCUGAGUGGCUGUUUAAAGGCAAUGCGGAUCCAUUGGAAAUGCUUGUAAAAUGACCACACUAUUGUUUGUAUCUUUUUCUGC
This is a messenger RNA of Catharus ustulatus (Swainson's thrush), 2139 nucleotides long. RefSeq names its product prolactin-releasing peptide-like. Gene Ontology annotation, molecular function: hormone activity. NCBI's taxonomy places the organism in Eukaryota, Metazoa, Chordata, Aves, Passeriformes, Turdidae. The transcript is spliced from 3 exons. The record is from RefSeq and is a predicted model, not a curated record. The coding region runs from base 76 to 402 and encodes 108 amino acids.